AUGGCGCCCUCGAACUACUCAUACAAAUACUUUAAUGUUACUUUUCCGCAAGAACACGUCGCCCAUGUCGAGAUCAACCGGCCUGAGAAGCUGAACGCUUUCGUCGAGGAAAUGUGGCUCAACCUUGGCCAAAUCUUCAACAAACUCUCCCACGAUCCGGAUGUUCGCUGUGUAGUGUUGAGCGGCGCUGGUGAUCGCGCCUUUACGGCUGGCCUAGAUGUGCAGGCGGCAUCACAAGGCUCCAUCUUGGGAGCAUCAGGGACGAAACUCGACGUAGCGCGGACGGCGACGGGCAUCCGACGCCACAUCUUCGAGUUCCAGUCCUGCAUAACUGCCAUCGAAAAAUGCGAGAAGCCCGUCAUAUCCAUCCUCCACGGCUACACUUACGGCCUCGGCCUCGACAUCGCCAGUUCGACCGACAUCCGCCUCUCGACCACCAUGACCCUCUUCUCCGUGAAAGAAGUCGACAUCGGGCUCGCCGCGGACAUCGGCACUCUCUCCCGGCUCCCCAAAUGCGUCGGCAACCAAUCCUGGGUGAAGGACAUCUGCCUCACCGCGCGGCAGUUCAGCAGCGAGGAGGCGCUGCGCUUUGGGCUCGUGAGCGGCGUGUUUGGGGACAAGGCGGAGGCGCUGAGGGAGGGGUUUAGGAUCGCGGGGGUGGUGGCGGGGAAGAGUCCCGUUGCGGUGCAGGGGACGAAGAGCAUUGUGAAUUACUCGAGGGAUCAUAGUGUGGAAGAGGGGCUAAACUACACGGCCAUUUGGAACGCCGCGAUGGUGCAGACGGAGGACGUGAAGGCUGCUAUGUUGGCUGGGCUGCAGAAGGAUAAGAAGAAGCCGACGUUUUCCAAGUUGUGA
This is a messenger RNA of Coniosporium apollinis CBS 100218, 855 nucleotides long. RefSeq lists its product as uncharacterized. Gene Ontology annotation, molecular function: delta(3,5)-delta(2,4)-dienoyl-CoA isomerase activity. Gene Ontology annotation, cellular component: mitochondrion. The record is from RefSeq and is a predicted model, not a curated record. The transcript has 6 exons. Bases 1 to 855 code for a protein of 284 amino acids. Lineage: Eukaryota; Fungi; Ascomycota; Dothideomycetes.